Molecule: messenger RNA, 2171 nt
Organism: Salvelinus sp. IW2-2015
Lineage: Eukaryota; Metazoa; Chordata; Actinopteri; Salmoniformes; Salmonidae
Product: transmembrane protein 150A
Exons: 8
Coding region: 300-1172 (290 amino acids)
Biological process (GO): protein localization to plasma membrane
Cellular component (GO): plasma membrane
Source: RefSeq, a predicted model, not a curated record
CAGAGGAAGAAGAGGCAGAAGAGUGGCACGCACGAUUUGAGUGGAGGGGUCCGUUUUAAAGGGAAACCAAUGUUGAGGUUCGUGGUGGGAAUAGCGGGAUCUGGGACAGCUGCUGGUUGCAGGCAUCGAGCGGCAUAACACAAGCAGUGUGCCAUCCCCCUGUCCUCCUCUCAUGCCCCCCCGUGUCUGUCCUCCCUACCUGUUAGUGUCCCCACCUUGUCCCCUCAUUGUCUGCCUUGUCCAGCCUGAAGCCCUCCUCUCCCUCAUGCUUUGAACAAAGAUCGCACACUGCCAGUCCAAUGACUGCCUGGAUCGUCUUGCCUGUCAGCCUCUCUGCCUUCUCCAUCACAGGAAUAUGGAUAGUCUACGCCAUGGCUGUGAUGAAUCAUCACGUUUGUCCUGUGGAGAACUGGUCCUACAAUGUGACAUGUACAGAGGAGAUGGCCAGGCCAGGCUUCCCUAAGACGUGCUGCACCAUACAGGACAUCCCUCUCAUCAGUAAAUGUGGCUCCUUCCCCCCUGAGAGCUGUCUGUUCAGUCUGAUCGGGAACGUCGGAGGCUUCAUGGUGGUGAUGGUGUGCCUUCUGCGCUAUGCCCAGGUGAUUGAGCACAGCCACGGUUGCUGGAUUAACACCAACGCCCUGUUGUCUGGCUGCACCAACGCUGUAGGACUGGUCAUGGUGGGAAACUUCCAGGUUGACCAUGCCAAGUCUCUGCACUACGUUGGCGCGGGCGUGGCAUUCCCUGCGGGUCUGCUCUUCGUGUGCCUGCAGUGUGUUCUCACCUACCGGAUGGCCAUCACCGCCCUUGACUACUGGAUGGCACAUGUCCGUGUGGCGCUGGCCGCAGGAGCCCUGGUCUCACUUGUCCUUAGUGGUAUCUUCUUCAUCCACGAGAGCUUUGUUCUCCAGCAUGCAGCAGCCAUCUGCGAGUGGGUCUUCACCGUGGACAUCCUUGUCUUCUACGGCACCUUCACCUACGAGUUUGGCACGGUCACCAACGACACCAUGAUGGUCGGCCUGCAGCAGACCCACCACCACUCAGGGGUCAUGAUGGGCGGCACGGCCGGGGCCAUGUCGCUGGGCAUGGGAGCCAAGGGCCUAAAGUCCCCUGGAGGAAGCAGCACAUCCACCCAUCUCAACUGCACCCCAGAGAGCAUAGCCAUGUUGUAGCUCUGCAGGGGUCAAGGAGUUCACCACACUGCUGCAGAUGGGAACCACCACACAGGCAGCAGGAGUCAAUGAUGGCACUGGCCAGCCAGAGGGAGGAGACAAGACAUUGGAAAUCACAAGAGUGACACACCGGGUCGGUAUAGCUGUAUUGAGUUUUUGUGUUUUAAUAAGCCAUCUGCUUCUCCACUACGGUUGAAUUUCCUUCGCUUCAUCAGCAGAAAGGAACACUUACACAAAGAUGAAAUAUCUGGGGUGAUGAUGCUGUGACUGUUUCCAAGAUGGCUACUGGCCUCUGCACACUGACAUGAUACCUUCUUUCUUAAAGAUCGGUCACUGAGGCUUUUGCCAGUGUUCAUCCUUGUCAUGUUGGGAUGACAGACACAAAAUAAGGUUUAUUUUAUAUGCCAACUUUUAGGUUUUUUUCUGCCACAUUUUACAGACUUCCUCUACCUGGCCAUGGCUUGUGGUGGGGCCCGGUCUCUCAUGCCAUUCAACUCUGCACGCUACAAUUUGAAUGAGAGAGUAGAGUGCGUCGUUGGAUUGAUCAGACUGAGUUUUUUUCUUUUGUCUGUACUCUGCCAAUGUUAACGCAUCGUAAUAGAAAAUAUUGAAUGUUUGAGAAGUGGAACUAUAGAUUGUAUACCGUUAUGUACAUGACAGUUCAGUCUGGCCUCAGAGCAAUACAAAAUGUACUAAAUGUAUUUCUGAGCACCUCCCAGACGUAUGAUACCUACUAAUGGUUUAGUUACUUGACACAAACUAAAGUAGGGAGGUUGGUUAAAGAGGAUGGUUGGGCGUAACCCGCGACAGACUAGCAAGCCAAAGGUUGCAUGUUUUAGAAACGUUAGGGACAACUAUAGCAUUUUAGCUAACCCUGAUUGUAAACGUAACCAAAUCCACCUAACCUUUGUCAUUCGUUCCCCUAACUGCCAAUGUUAAUUCUCCUUUGUUAUGGUGCAACAAGCAACCUGGUCUCAAAUAAAGAUGUGCAAUACUAUA